AUGGAGUAUUCCUGCCCUCCUGUGCCCAGAGUCAAGGGCGUCACGAGGACGGCACUUUUGCGCGGCGCAUGGGCUUUGAUCAUGAAUCGCUUCCAUGGCUCGGAAGAUGCAGUUUUUGGCACCAUCGUUUCGGGCCGGCGGGAGUCUUUCGUAGGCAUCCAAGGCUUGAUGGGCCCUACGGUUGCCACAAUUCCUGUCCGCGUAAGGGUCGACGGCGGCGACAGCGUUGACAAGUAUCUCGAGGCAAUGGAAGACCAGAUACGCAGCACGAGCUCAUUCGCCCAGCUCGGCCUGCGCCGGAUUGCCCAAGUCAGUAGCGACGCCCGCCAGGCUUGCAGCUUCCAGACGCUGCUUGUAGUGCAGCCAGGAGAGGACACGCACGUCAUCACAAGCGACAUCGGCGACUGGAAACGCUUGGAGACGGACAUUGGGCGCUCAUCCUACGCCUUGACGAUUCAGUGCUUCCUUAACAAGGACAGCAUCAGGAUGGUUGCCAUCUUCGACUCGACGGUCCUUGACUCCUGGAGAGCGCAGAAAAUGCUUGAGCAGUUCAGCUUCGUCACACAGCAACUGGCCGAAGCCAGUGCUUCACGCAUUGUGCCCGCUGCUGAAGACACGUGCGUGCACGACUUGAUCUCGCAAAGACAGGUGCCCAUGACGAACAACGGCAAGACAGAUCGACGUCGGCUCCGUGAAAUGGGGCGGACGGCCUUUUCCCCCCAUGCUCUACGAACCGAGCAGGCGAACAAGGUGGCCCCCAUCAGCCUUAUCGAAAAGAUGCUCGUCGAGGUUUGGGCCGAGGUGCUCAACAUGAGGCCAGACGACAUUUCGACUGACAUGUCAUUUCUUCGACUUGGCGGCGAUUCAAUCACGGCCAUGCAGGUCAUCUCCCGUUGCAGGACUCGAGGCAUCCAUCUUAAAGUGGGAGAAUUGCUCCGAGAGCAAACAAUCCAGAGAGUUGCAGCGCUGAGCACCAGCAUGCCAUCGAGUCUGCCCUGUUCGACAGACGCAGAGCCCCAAGGCGUCGUCUGGGGGUUGUCACCGAUACAGCGCAUGUUUUUCGAGCUCCAUCCCGAUGGACUCCAUCAUUUCAAUCAGGGGUUUCUCUUGAAGAUGCGCGAGAUGGUUCCGAACGAUGCUGUCCGGGCCGCGCUGCAAGCCGUGGUAAGUCGACACUCGAUGCUUCGCGCACGCUUCCGGCGGAGCACAGGGGGCGACUGGGGGCAGGUCAUCUCAAGGAACAGCCCCGAUGGAUUGGCAUUCAGCGAGCACGCUGUUCAAUCAAUGGAAGACAUCGACAGGCUCGUGCAAUCUCGACACGGGUCCCUGGACAUCUCGGCGGGCCCAAUCUUUGCAGCCGACCUCUUCACCGAUGCGCAGGGGACACAGUUCCUUUUCCUUGUGGCCCAUCAUCUAGUUGUCGACCUAGUAUCGUGGCGUGUGCUGUGGCACGAUAUUGAGCACCUCGUUAAAAGAGGAGAGGUAUUGGCUCACCGGACAACGUCGUUCCACACGUGGUGUGGACUGCAGCGAGACGAAGCAACAUCACUUUCGCUUGAUCAGGUCCUUCCCCUGGCAUUCAACGAGCCGGAUCUGGAGUUUUGGGGCAUUUCCGCGAUCGAGAAUACGCACGAGGGCGCCAGGCACUUCGGCACACAUGUCGACGUCGAGACAACACGUCUUUUGCUCGGCCAGAGCAACCAGGCUUUCGGCACCGAAAUCACCGAUGUCCUCGUCGCAGCUUUGGCGCAUUCUUUCCAGCAAGCCUUUCCCGGCCGCCAGCCGCCGCCAGUGCACCUGGAAGGCCACGGGAGGGAGACUCUGGGAGAAGUUGAAGUUGAUGUCUCGGAAACGGUGGGUUGGUUCACCACAAUGCACCCACUUCAAAUCCCAAUAGGCCCCAAUCAAGACAUAGUCGACUCAGUCAGGAUUGCAAAGGACAUUCGACGUCGUGUUCCCGGAAAGGGCCGCCCGUACUUCAACUACCGAUACACUGCCGCCAAAAGCAGUCGACGGCUUGGAGAGCAUAGCAUUCCCGAGCUGACACUCAACUUCACCGGUAUAUAUCAGCAGUUGGAGAAGCAAAACGGGCUCUUCCGGCUCGAGGACAGAUCGGGUGGCUCCGGAAGAUCGCUGAGCAUGGCCGGCGAUGCAAAGAGGUUUUGCUUGGUCGAAGUCGUCGUGGGCGUCGCCAAGGGUCGCAUGACCAUCUCCUUUGGGGUCCAUCAAGACAUGUCCCACCAGCCUCAGCUGGAGGCGUGGAUGGCCGGGUUCGCGCACCAGUUGAAAGCCGCUGCUCGGAGCCUAUCCAGUCGGCCUGCUUCCUUGACUCCAGGCGACUUCCCCCUCCUGCCAUUGACCUGCGAUGAGCUGGACAGGUUGGUGGGCAAAACGCUUCCCGAGGCGGGCGUUCCGGUGCACACGGUCAGGGACAUGUACCCCUGCACUCCGCUGCAGGAAGGCAUCCUUUUUAGCAUCAGCAAAGGAACGGCAACCUAUGCAAACUUGUUUAUAUGGGAGUGUGUUGCCGAGGGCCAAGGCCCCGUUUCGCCGCUGCGCCUCGAGGCGGCAUGGAGAAGCGUGUUUGCCCACCACGCCAUGCUGUCAACCGUCUUUGUGGAGCGGCUGGACGUUGGCGGUUUCAUCCAGGUUGUGCUUCGGAACCAGUCUCCCAGGCUUUCGUUGAUCCAGUCGGGUUCUAGACCGCCAGCAGAUGCGUUGCGAGAGCAGAAACGGCCCAGCUUUGCCGCCGGGGAGCCACAGCAUGCACUUACCAUCUGCCAGGCCUCCAACGGCGGCGUCGCUUGCCGCCUCGACAUAACGCAUGCGCUCAUUGACGCCGCAUCUGUCCAAAUCCUGAUGGGCGAUCUGUCCAGGGCGUAUGAUGGGCGUUGUCUCCCAGCGCAUGCGCCGUUUGCCAAGUUCAUUCAGCACACGACGCGGGCGCCCAAGCAGGACAGCGUCGCGUUUUGGACGAAGCUCUUGGCCAAUGUUCGGGAAUGCUACUUUCCGUCGGGACACGCUGGAGCAUGGCCGGCCCCGUCGCGUCCAGGCCAAGGCCGCAUCACGCUUCCGUCGAGCGUCACGAGUCAGCUUCACGCCUUCUGCCAAGGCCAGGGCAUCACACGCUCCGUCUUGAUCCAGGUCGCCUGGGCUCUUGUGCUGUCUCAGUACACCGGGUCGCGGGAUGUGUGUUUCGGCUACUUAGCGUCAAGUCGCGAUAUCCCGGUCAAGCUCAUCGACAACACGGUGGGACCGUUGAUCAAUGUCUUGAUAGGCCACAUCGACCUCGAUGACACGACCCGCCGCGUCGUGGCAACCACGUUUGCACGGUCCAUCGAUCAGCUGGCCCAUCAACAUAGUGGGCUUGCAGAGGUGCAUCGCAAGUUGGGGCCCUUGUUCAACACGGCCAUGACCGUCCGCGAGUCGCGCCAGCAUGACAAGCACCAGCAAGGCCCUGCUAGCUUCCACGAAGUCGAAAGCGAGGAUCCAGACGAGUUUGACGUUACCCUUGUCGUGGGCAUCAGCGGAGCCAGCACUGACAUUAGCUUGGUUUACCAAAAUGCCUUGCUGAGCCCUGAUACAGCUCGGCGAGUUGCCGGCGUCAUGUGUGACGCGAUUGGAUACCUCCUCAGCAUCAACCUCGAGGCCAGCUCCAGCGACAAAGUCGAACAAGACGACCGCCCCUUGUACGACGCCUUCUUUACUUACCGGACUGGCUUCCAUGAGGAUGCCGGAGUCGAGUUCUGGGAGAAAGAGUUCCAAGGUUCGGAAGCGUCACAGUUUCCCAGCCUGCCGUCGCCCACUCACAGACCCUGCCUUGAUAACGGCAUCAGUCACCAUGUUUGCGGCCUUGUAUGGCCCAAGUCUGGUUUCACCCAGCAGGCCAUGAUCAGUGAUCUUGUUGGACUGGACUAG
Messenger RNA from Hirsutella rhossiliensis, 3918 nucleotides. RefSeq names its product condensation domain-containing protein. The transcript is spliced from 4 exons. Gene Ontology annotation, molecular function: phosphopantetheine binding; catalytic activity. Bases 1 to 3918 code for a protein of 1305 amino acids. The record is from RefSeq and is a predicted model, not a curated record. NCBI's taxonomy places the organism in Eukaryota, Fungi, Ascomycota, Sordariomycetes, Hypocreales, Ophiocordycipitaceae.